This is a messenger RNA of Caenorhabditis briggsae, 582 nucleotides long. The coding region runs from base 1 to 582 and encodes 193 amino acids. The transcript has 6 exons. The record is from RefSeq and is a predicted model, not a curated record. NCBI's taxonomy places the organism in Eukaryota, Metazoa, Nematoda, Chromadorea, Rhabditida, Rhabditidae.
AUGUCUGUACAAAAAGAGCAACCAAAGAUGCAGGUGAAGGAAAAUGAGUAUGAGGAAGAGAAUACCAACUCUCCAUCUUCAAUUCUCGAAUCUCCAAUCCCCGAUUCUCUUCUCUCCCUUAAGGAGAAAAUAAUCGGUCCACCAAAGACUCGAAAGGUCCAGAAAAGAGCCAUCGGCAGCGACUUGGAUGAGCUCUACCCACCAACCUGCAAGUUCGUCGUCUCUUGUUGUAAAUCGUGCCAUGGAUUCCGUGCUGGCCUUGGUGUCCUUCGCACCGAUGAAUACAAAUGUCCCAAUUGCAAGCAUGCAUCUGAAGGGCUUAUGGCUUUUGCCACUUUGGAAGAAGGGAUUUGGUUCAAAAACUACUUGAUACUGAUGGACCUCUACCAAAAGUUGCAGUCCCGGUUGCAAAUGGCCAUUUUGGAUGAAGGAUCGUUCAAGCUGCGCUCCGUCGAUAUGGUUCCGGUCCCGGAAAUCUGUGGAUUCACAAAUCAUCUUCUUAUCACUCAAGAUUGGAACUUUCAGCCAAACAUGAAGGAAUGGGUGAUGUGCGAACCGUCUACGGAGAUGCCAAAGCUCUAG